AAAGGCACGAAGAGGUCAGGUUCAGAAGGAAGAUCGCAUCGCCAUAAGAAGGGCUUGAUAGACCAACAGCAACACCCGCACCAUGUCUGGCAUGGGUCGCGGACGGGGCGGUAGCCCGCGCAAGGCACGCGCCAGCACCGGCUCCGCGCCGACGAACGCGGACAGCAGCAGCAGCAUCGCGCGAUCACCGACACGGGGCACGUCCAAGCGCGGUCGCAAAUCGACAACGAGCGUGCGCGAGAGAAAUCCGCCGGACGCGACUUCAGCAACGCAGACAGCCAUUAGGCCACCAGCGAUCAUGGGAAGAAGGAGCCUCUUGCCGCCGCCCCCGCCGACCAAUCGCGAAGCUGACGACGUCAUUGUUAGCGCAGGCCAGCUGCCAGCGGAUGGUGCUGAUGAGAGUACUAUCUCUGCUUCCGGUCCACGAACGGACUUAGAUGCUGACCCCGCCUCCUUGGCCACUCCGGGGGCUUCAAGACACAUGGGAGACGACACGAGCAUCCUUUGGUCGCGUCCACGCCGCUCGCUUUCCCAGCCUCCACCCAACUCCGUUAUCCGUCGGCAGCUACGCACAGCAGCAGGUGGCACGCCACUGCACCCGCCAUACCCUGCCGCAUCUACACCUCGACGCCAGUUGCCAACGGCCGCAAUGUCUGGCACGCUCGGAGGAGGAGCAACCGAGACCCCGCGAAGGGGCACGCCCAGCAGCGUCGGACGCGCCGGUGGCAGCGCGAUCGCAAGCGAGGUGCGCCGGCGAAGGCAAGAACGCGCAUACAUGCUGGCUGAACGCUCGGGAGAUGUCAGUACCAAUGUUCUCAUGCAGCUGACCAGAACGCCCCUGCCCGGUGCCAGUAUCCCUAUCGGAACAGGUGUGGGUACAGGCCGAGCUUCUUUCGGGCCCGCAUCGGUGAAUCGAUCAAAAAGAGCAGCAGGACGUAAAAGUCGCACAAAGGGAAUUGCUGGUUGGGGCGCAGGAUGCGUCGAAUCACCUUUCGACUUGCUUUCCAAACUGGCAAGGGCACCUGGCUUCUACAUCCCCGCAUCUGAGCAGUCCAUGCUCGCCGAACGCGCGCAACAGCACGCCAUGCUUGCCCCUCCCCCCCAGGCGAUGGGCAAUUCGACCAAUCUCAAUGCAUCAGCGGCAGCUGCCGCUGCGCGUCGUUCCGGGGCCAGCAUCGCGUCUGAGUCGCGCUCGGUGCUGCAGCCGGGCGAGUCCGUACCUGGCGAGUUGACGCGCGACCAAAGCGACAUGAGCCUCAUCGAUGAAGACGGCUCGUAUACGCGUCGUACUGGUGCAAUAGGCGGUGGAGACGAGGAUGACGAGCAGGAUGACACGGAUGCCGGGCUCGCGAGGCGACAGCAACGUAUUCGCGCUGGCGUGUUUUUGUUCGACCAGAACAGCACGAUGGUGCUCACACCCAACAAAGGACGAGCGAGCGAAGGGUUCUCUGCCGCAGGUGACAUGAGCCGGCCGUCAUUCUUGAGCGAGCUCUCCAACUUCAGCGGCGGCCGGAGCCGCGGCGACCGCACGGCGCUAUUCAAGGCGACGAACGACCGGACAAUGGAUAUGGACCUGACGAAUGUCUACGACGCGGCAACGGCGAAUGGUAACAUCGACGACGAGCGGCUCAUGAGCAUGCUUGCGGACAUCACGCGCGAGAGCCUCUUCGGACAUGGCCGCGAAAGCAUGGCCAGUCAGCGCCUCAGCGUGCUUGGACGUCUUGGCGACGAGGACGAAGAUGCAGCUCUACAGGACAAGUCGCGAGAGCAGACGCAAGAGGACGAUGAGGUAUUCGGUGAUGCCGGUAUUGCGGUCGAGAGGAGAUCUCGAGCAAUGUCGGAACCGUUCGUGGAAGAGGCUCAAGAUAUUAGCAUGGUUGUGCCCAUAUUCGACGAGCUGGGACCUCUCGAAGAUAUGCCUUCUUUCGACGAUCGCUCGCAAGGUGGCUCUGCCGAUGUGACCGGCGACGAUGACGCGGAUGCCGAUGGGACGAUGUUGGGAGCUGCAGAUGAGGAAGACCUCACGACGCGUCCGCAAGAAGAUGGGUACGAGACGAUGACCGAGAGCGAGAUGGAGAGCGACGAAGGUGCUGCGAGCGUCGGCAAGGUCAAAACCAAGAGCAGAGUCGUGCUCAAGCAACGUAUCGUUCGCAAGAAGAAGAUCAGAAUCUCCCCUCACACCGGCGAAGAAGUCCCGUCGUUGCCCGCAUCCUUGACAAAGGCAUGGUUCACAUCGUUCGUGAUGCCAGCAUCGAGCGGCAGCGGCACGAAGUCCGGCAAAUACAAGAUUGAAAAGACGGCGAUGGACGCCGUGGAAGAUGCAUCGCAUGCCUUCUUCGCCCAAUUUGCGCAAGAGAUCUCGGCGCAAGCGAAGGCCUCGGGCCGUUCUUCCACCAUUAACGAGCAAGACGUUAUUGCUGUGUUGAAAGACCACGGCCAUGUCACUGCAAGCACCUCCCUCCCCUCCUUGAUCCGCAAACACCUGCCUCGCGAGAUUGCGGAUCUGAUGACUAUCACAUCGUCCUCGUCGUCUGGCAGCGGCAGCAAGAAGCGCAAGCGAUCGAAAGUCAAGGAUGCAGAGACAAGCAACGCUUCAGAUUACAUACGCAGCGACACGGACAAAGGCAAAAGCAAAGGACAUGCCACGGUGAAAGGGAGGGCUGGUUCCAGCAAGGCGCUCGGGAAGAGCUUGAGCAAACAAAAACCUGGCUCAAGCACCAAAGUGGGUAAGAAAUUGCGCAAGUAAGGUAUUUUUCCUUAGCACCCUUCAGUCUGGCUGUGUAAUAUUAGUCUGCUUGCAAAGAG
Tilletiaria anomala UBC 951 is the source of this 2805-nucleotide messenger RNA. RefSeq lists its product as uncharacterized. The transcript has 5 exons. Gene Ontology annotation, molecular function: protein heterodimerization activity. The coding region runs from base 83 to 2746 and encodes 887 amino acids. The record is from RefSeq and is a predicted model, not a curated record. Lineage: Eukaryota; Fungi; Basidiomycota; Exobasidiomycetes; Georgefischeriales; Tilletiariaceae.